Dimorphilus gyrociliatus is the source of this 448-nucleotide messenger RNA. Lineage: Eukaryota; Metazoa; Annelida; Polychaeta; Dinophilidae. The record is from the annotation of a GenBank genome assembly.
UUCUCUGUGUACUUUAAUUUGUAAGCCAAGACUACAGAAAAUGUAUAAAAUUAUUGCCUACCUUGUCUUUCUGACUGCUCUUGCUUCUGCUGCUGUUAGAUACACUGCCGUAAAUGAGCAAACCAAUGGUAACCAAUUUAGACAUGAGCAUUUAUCUAAUGAACCGGUUGGGAGUGAAUUUAUCAAAGUUAUGGAGGAAGCCCAGAAAGAAAAUCCAGAAAAAUUCAGAUUUGAAGCUAUAGAAUACGAGUGGGGAAAGAUGAUUGUCGAAAUAAAUGGAGUUAGAGCUAACGGACAAGAUCGAACCUUUUGGGGAUUUUUAAGAGAAGAAGAGAGCAGUCUUUGUAUGAUGAGAACUGGAGUUUCCACUUACAAAAUCAAGAAAGACGAGCAUCUCUAUAUGAAAUUCUUGACUUUCGAUGACAGAUAUCCCCAAUGUAAAGAUUAG